AAUGGGCACGGGGCCUGAUGCCGCUUCCGGCCCACCCUCUUGUCCGGGCCCCGGGAUGGCCGGUCGGCUCCUCCCGGACGCCGAGGACCCACCACCGCGACUCCGCCCCGCCCGGCGCGGGCCCAGGACCCCGAUGUCGCUUUUGAACAGCCCCUGCACCUUGCAGCCAGCGAGCUACUGUAGUGGGCAUUGCCGACUCUGUUUGCAUUACCGGAUGGGAGUGACAGUGUAAUAGAAAAACAAGCAAGAAACCUUUUAGGUAGGACUCCUAAGGCUCAGAGGAAGUUACCUCCAGCCGCUGCCAUGCCCAACUCAGUGCUGUGGGCGGUGGACCUCUUCGGGAGAGUGUACACGCUGUCCACAGCAGGCCAGUACUGGGAGUUGUGCAAGGACUCCCAGCUGGAGUUCAAGCGUGUCAGCGCCACCACGCAGUGCUGCUGGGGCAUUGCCUGUGACAACCAGGUCUAUGUGUACGUGUGUGCCAGUGAUGUCCCCAUCCGCCGCCGAGAGGAGGCCUACGAGAAUCAGCGCUGGAAUCCUGUGGGCGGCUUCUGUGAGAAGCUCCUGCUGAGUGACCGCUGGGCGUGGAGUGACGUGAGUGGGCUCCAGCACCGGCCACUGGACGGGGUGGCACUGCCCUCACCGCACUGGGAGUGGGAGUCUGACUGGUACGUGGAUGAGAAUUUUGGAGGCGAACCCACUGAGAAAGGGGGGUGGACGUACGCCAUCGACUUUCCUGCCACCUACACGAAAGACAAGAAGUGGAAUUCUUGUGUGCGGCGCCGGAAGUGGAUCCGGUACAGAAGAUACAAGUCCCGGGACAUCUGGGCCAAGAUCCCCUCGAAGGAUGACCCCAAGGAGCUGCCCGACCCCUUCAACGAUCUCUCUGUAGGGGGUUGGGAGAUCACUGAGGAGCCCGUGGGCCGCCUGUCAGUGUGGGCUGUGUCUCUGCAGGGCAAGGUGUGGUACAGAGAGGACGUCAGCCACUCCAACCCCGAAGGGUCCUCCUGGUCCCUGCUGGACACCCCCGGGGAGGUGGUUCAGAUCAGCUGUGGGCCCCACGACCUCCUGUGGGCCACACUCUGGGAGGGGCAGGCCCUGGUCCGGGAAGGAAUCAACAGGAACAAUCCCAAAGGAAGUUCCUGGUCCAUCGUGGAGUCUCCUGGAUCUGAAAACGGGGUCAUGCAUGUCUCGGUGGGAGUCAGCGUGGUCUGGGCUGUCACCAAGGACUGGAAGGUGUGGUUCCGAAGAGGUGUCAACUCUCACAAUCCCUGCGGCACCAGCUGGAUUGAGAUGGUUGGUGAGAUGACGAUGGUGAACGUGGGAAUGAACGACCAGGUGUGGGGCAUUGGCUGUGAGGACCGAGCCGUGUACUUCCGGCAGGGUGUCACCCCCAGUGAGCUCAGCGGGAAGACCUGGAAGGCCAUUGUCGCGGCCCGAGAGUGUGACCGGUCAUACUCUGGCAGCUCGUCUAGUCUCCUCAGUGCCGGCUGCUUCUUCGGUGACGAGGUGAGGGGUAGUGGCGAGUCUGCCCCCAGUGACACCGAUGCUUCCUCGGAAGUCGAGAGACCGGGGCCUGGCCAGCCUCUCCCUGCAGAGCCUCUAGACGAUUUCAAGAAUGCCGCGGGGAACUCAGCCUCAGGCCCAGGGGCUGGCAGGACCGCAGAAGAUACCGUGGAGGAUGCCUGCCCAGCCGAGGGCAGCAGGGAGGCCAGACCCAACACACACCCCGGCCCGGCCCCCACCCCUGCUGAGCUGCCCUGGACCAAUAUUGACCUCAAGGAGCCCAAGAAAGUGCCCAGCCACUCGGCCGCUGGCUUCCCCGAGACCACCAGCCUCUCCUCGCUGGGGCUCCUCCCGCUGGGCUUGGAGGAGCCUUAUGGGGUGGAUGACCACCCGCUGUGGGCCUGGGUGUCAGGAGGCGGCUGCGUGGUGGAGGCAUGUGCCAUGCCCAGGUGGUUCACUGUCCAGGCGGGCCUGUCCUCCUCAGUACACAUGCUGUCCCUGUCCAUCACGCCGGCCCAGACCGCUGCCUGGAGGAAGCAGAUCUUCCAGCAGCUCACGGAAAGGACCAAGCGGGAGCUGGAGAACUUCAGACACUACGAGCAGGCCGUGGAGCAGUCGGUGUGGGUGAAGACCGGGGCGCUGCAGUGGUGGUGCGACUGGAAGCCCCACAAGUGGGUGGACGUGCGCGUGGCCCUGGAGCAGUUCACGGGGCACGACGGCGCCCGGGACAGCAUCCUCUUCAUCUACUACGUGGUCCACGAGGAGAAGAAGUACAUCCACAUAUUCCUGAAUGAGGUGGUGGCGCUGGUCCCAGUGCUGAACGAGACCAAGCACUCCUUUGCCCUGUACACCCCCGAGCGGACACGGCAGAGGUGGCCGGUGCGUCUGGCUGCCACCACCGAGCAGGACAUGAAUGACUGGCUCGCCCUGCUCAGCCUGUCCUGCUGCGAGAGCCGGAAGGUGCAGGGCCGCCCGUCCCCGCAGGCCAUCUGGUCCAUCACUUGCAAGGGGGACAUCUUCGUGAGCGAGCCCAGCCCGGACCUGGAGGCCCACGAGCACCCCCUGCCCUGCGACCAGAUGUUCUGGCAGCAGAUGGGAGGCCACCUGCGGAUGGUGGAGGCCAACAGCCGGGGCGUGGUGUGGGGCAUCGGCUAUGACCACACGGCCUGGGUGUACACAGGUGGCUAUGGAGGCGGCUGCUUCCAAGCCUCCACCGAGGAUGGUCCCUGCCAGUACCCACUUCGAGCUGACGGCCUUGAAGGUUCCAGAGAGGCAGCGGCCAGGGUCCACUGGCAUGUCCGGCCCCUCAUUUUCAGGGCGUUAGGCCUGGCCAGCAGCACCAGUAACAUCUACACGCAGUCAGACGUGAAGUGUGUUCACAUCUAUGAGAACCAGCGCUGGAACCCCGUCACAGGCUACACCAGCAGGGGUCUGCCCACGGACCGGUACAUGUGGAGCGACGCCUCAGGGCUACAGGAGUGCACGAAGGCUGGCACGAAGCCCCCGUCCCUGCAGUGGGCCUGGGUUUCCGACUGGUUCGUGGAUUUCAGCGUUCCGGGGGGCACGGACCAGGAGGGGUGGCAGUAUGCCAGCGACUUCCCUGCCUCAUACCAUGGGUCCAAAACGAUGAAGGAUUUUGUGAGGAGGAGGUGCUGGGCCAGAAAAUGCAAGCUGGUGACCAGCGGGCCCUGGCUGGAGGUGCCCCCCAUUGCCCUCAGGGAUGUGUCCAUCAUCCCGGAGAGCCCGGGUGCCGAGGGGAGUGGGCACAGCAUUGCCCUCUGGGCCAUCAGCGACAAGGGGGAUGUGCUGUGCCGCCUGGGCGUGUCGGAGCUCAACCCUGCGGGCUCCUCCUGGCUGCACGUUGGCACCGACCAGCCCUUUGCCUCCAUCUCCAUUGGGGCCUGCUACCAGGUGUGGGCCGUGGCGAGGGACGGGUCCGCCUUCUACCGGGGCUCUGUGUACCCCUCUCAGCCAGCCGGUGACUGCUGGUACCACAUCCCGUCCCCUCCGAGACAGAGGCUGAAGCAGGUAUCCGUAGGGCAGACGUCGGUGUACGCCCUGGAUGAGAACGGAAACCUGUGGUAUCGCCAAGGGAUCACACCCAGCUACCCGCAGGGCUCCAGCUGGGAGCACGUGUCCAACAACGUGUGCCGAGUGUCCGUGGGGCCCCUGGACCAGGUCUGGGUGAUCGCCAACAAAGUGCAGGGCAGCCACAGCCUGAGCCGGGGGACAGUGUGUCAUCGCACGGGCGUGCAGCCUCACGAACCCAAGGGCCACGGCUGGGACUACGGCAUCGGGGGAGGCUGGGACCAUAUCUCUGUCCGGGCCAAUGCCACCAGGGCCCCCCGGAGCUCGUCCCAGGAGCAGGAGCUGAGUGCCCCACCAGAGGCCCAUGGCCCCGUCUGCUGCUGAGGCCCCCACACACACCUACAUGCAGGGACGGUGCCCAGUUUGGGGGAUCAAGGCUGAGCCAUUCUUGUGCUGGAGUGUGCACCAUGGGAGCGAUGUGGGCCAGGCAGACUCAGGAGGGAACCUGGCCCCAAGGCUGCGGCCACUUCAGAGGCACUGGCUGAGACGGCCCUGAAAUGUGAAGCUCUGCGGACGCUCCUGCACGUGUCCCCGUCUGCGAGGAGUCCCCGGGGUGUGGGGCAUGGGGUGGGGCUGCACCUCCCAGAGGCCCCUCCCACGCUUCCCUUCCCCUCUCCCUCCUGCCUUUCCAGGACUAGAACCCGGAACCUGGAGCCCUCCAGGAACGCCGGCCCUGGGGCAGCAGAGCCCAGGAUGGAGCCCUCCUGGGCCGGCAUCUCAGACAGCACCCGGGCCCCGCCACCCCUGACCAAAAGAGAUAGCCAUGGGGCUCAGGGCCUCUUUACCAUGUGCAGUGACCACUUCUCAGAGCAGGACUUGUAAAGAGGCUUUCAUUUCAAAAGUGAAGGAAGGAGGCCGGGCGCCGUGGCUCAUGCCUAUAAUCCUAGCACUUUGGGAGGCCAAGGUGGGCAGAUCACCUGAGGUCAAGAGUUUCAAACCAGACUGGCGAACAUGGUGAAACCCCAUCUCUACUAAAAAUACAAAAAAAAAAAAAAUUAGGCGUGUGGUGGAGGGCACCUGUAAUCCCAGCUACUCGGGAGGCUGAGGCAGGAGAAUCGUUUGAACCUGGG
Messenger RNA from Nomascus leucogenys (northern white-cheeked gibbon), 4664 nucleotides. It is a transcript of the gene TECPR1, whose product is annotated as tectonin beta-propeller repeat containing 1. Lineage: Eukaryota; Metazoa; Chordata; Mammalia; Primates; Hylobatidae. Gene Ontology annotation, cellular component: membrane. Bases 304 to 3918 code for a protein of 1204 amino acids. The record is from RefSeq and is a predicted model, not a curated record. The transcript has 27 exons.